ACCGUUGCCAAACACGCACUAUAUCUGUGUAUGCUGAGUUAUCCUCAGUCCAGCUCUCCCGCUAGUGUCCCAAAAUGCUGCUAGCACCCCUCCAUAUCCACCACCCAACUCAAUUUCAUCAUCAUCCUCGCCGGCGUUCAAUCCCCACCGUCCAUCCAUCCCGUUCAUUUGUAGUGUUUAGAACUUUUCAGAAUUUCCGAGUGUUCAAAUGUACAACCACUGAUGAUGCUGCUACUAGUAGUAGUAGUAGUGAGGUGAAAAGGGCCUAUCCGUUUGAUGAAAUAGAAGCCAAGUGGCAGCUUUUCUGGGAGGAGAAUCGUACUUUCAGAACCCCUGAUGGGGAUGACUUGGAUACUUCUAAGCCCAAGUUCUAUGUUCUUGAUAUGUUUCCUUAUCCCAGUGGGUCUGGACUACAUGUUGGUCAUCCUCUUGGAUACACUGCUACAGAUAUUCUUGCUAGAUAUAAAAGAAUGCAGGGUUUCAAUGUCUUACACCCUAUGGGAUGGGAUGCAUUUGGGUUGCCUGCAGAACAAUAUGCAAUCGAGACAGGAACCCACCCAAAACUUACCACAUUAAAGAACAUUGACCGCUUUCGAUUACAGCUUAAAUCAUUAGGCUUCUCAUAUGACUGGGAUCGUGAAAUAUCCACUACUGAACCAGCGUAUUAUAAAUGGACUCAGUGGAUUUUCCUCCAGCUUCUAAAGAAAGGACUGGCAUAUCAGGCUGAGGUACCAGUCAAUUGGUGCCCUGCACUUGGCACUGUCUUGGCUAAUGAAGAAGUAGUGGAUGGUUUGAGUGAGCGUGGGGGUCAUCCAGUAAUAAGGAAGCCAAUGAGACAAUGGAUGCUCAGAAUUACAGCAUAUGCUGAACGUCUUCUUGAAGAUUUAGAUGAUCUUGAAUGGCCUGAAAGUAUAAAGGAGAUGCAAAGAAAUUGGAUAGGGAAAUCAGAAGGCGCAGAGGUGGAGUUCCAUGUUCUUGAUCCUAAUGGUCUAGAAAGUGGCAAUAAAGUUACUGUCUAUACCACUCGGCCUGAUACGAUUUUUGGAGUAACAUAUCUUGUUCUGGCACCUGAACACGACCUGUUGUCAUCGAUUGUUCCAGAGUCCCAUAGCAAAAAUGUAAAAGAAUACAGAGACCUUGCCUCUCGAAAAAGUGACCUGGAGAGAACCGAGCUUCAGAAAGAAAAAGAAGGAGUAUUUACUGGUUGUUAUGCAGUAAAUCCAUCUAACAAGGAAGCUAUCCCGAUAUGGGUUGCUGACUAUGUUUUGGCUAGCUAUGGUACAGGAGCAAUAAUGGCAGUUCCUGCACAUGAUACUCGUGAUCAUGAGUUUGCCUUAAAGUAUGAUAUUCCAUUAUGUUGGGUAGUAAAGCCAAAUGAAGAAACUAGCACAGAUUCUGGAAAACCAUAUUCAGGUCAUGGUACUUGUGUGAAUUCAUCAAGCUCAGAUUCAGGGCUAGACAUAAAUGGCUUGAAUAGCAGAAAUGCUGCUAGCAAAGUCAUUGAUUGGAUAGAGAAAACUGGAAAUGGGAACCGAAAGGUAAAUUACAAGUUGAGAGAUUGGCUUUUUGCCCGACAACGUUAUUGGGGAGAGCCUAUCCCAGUUGUUUUACUGGAUGACACUGGGGAGACUGUUCCCAUCCCAGAAACUGAGCUUCCCCUUACCCUUCCUGAAUUGGAUGAUUUCACUCCUACUGGGACUGGGGAGCCCCCACUAGCCAAAGCGCUUGCAUGGGUUAAAACCAAAGAUCCCUUGUCCGGGAAGCCUGCAAAACGUGAAACUAAUACCAUGCCACAGUGGGCUGGCUCUUGCUGGUACUAUUUGAGAUUUAUGGACCCUAAUAAUACUAAAGCAUUGGUUGACAAGACAAAGGAAAUGUAUUGGAGUCCAGUUGAUGUGUAUGUUGGUGGCGCUGAACAUGCCGUUCUUCACUUACUCUAUUCUCGGUUCUGGCACAAGGUUCUUUAUGACAUUGGUGCUGUAUCAACUAAAGAACCUUUUAAAUGUGUAAUAAAUCAGGGGAUAAUCCUGGGGGAAGUUCAAUAUAUGGCAUGCAGAGACUCAGAUGGGAAUUUAGUUUCUGCAGACUCUGUUGACGUGUUGAAAGACUAUAGCCAAGAGAAAGUACCUGAGGAUAAUGUCACCAAGUCAGGGGUUCAUUUUGUACUAAAAGACAAUAGAAAUAUUCGCUUGAUUGCCCGGGCACACAAAAUGAGUAAAAGUAGAGGAAAUGUUGUAAACCCUGACGAUGUUGUUGCUGAAUAUGGUGCUGAUUCUCUCAGGUUAUAUGAAAUGUUCAUGGGACCAUUGAGAGACUCCAAGACAUGGAAUACUAGUGGCAUUGAUGGAGUUUAUCGAUUUUUAGGGAGAUCCUGGAGGUUAAUAGUUGGUUCAGCGUUACCUAAUGGUAUGUUUGAAGAUGGGACAAUAGUAACUGAUGAUCAACCUUCUCUGGAACAACUGCGACCGCUCCAUAAAUGUAUUAAUAAGGUGACUGAAGAAAUUGAAGGAACGCGAUUCAACACGGGAAUAUCUGCGAUGAUGGAGUUCCUUAAUGUUGCGAAUAAGUGGGAUAAACUUCCACGAUCAAUUGCGGAAGAUUUCGUUUUAUUACUUGCACCAUAUGCACCACACAUAUCCGAGGAGCUCUGGUGUCGUCUCGGGCACCCAGAUUCAUUGGGCUAUGAGCCUUUCCCUAAGGCGAAUCCUGCAUACCUGAAGGAAGCUACAAUUACGCUCCCAGUACAGAUCAAUGGGAAGACAAGAGGUACUAUAGAGGUUGAAGAAGCAUGUACAGAGGAGGAUGCUUUAAAACUUGCUGCACUUAAUCCAAAACUAUCAAAGUAUUUAGAUGGAAAGAUAAUCAAAAAGAUCAUAUACGUCCCUAGUAGAAUUCUGAAUGUUAUUUUAAACCGAGAAAAUGUCAAAGUGGGAGUUCGGUAGUUUCCUUUCAUUGAUUAUGAGCUGUGCACAUGUUAUAUAAUACCAAGCGAGGUAAGAUCAGAGAUCAAUUGUAUUAUACCGGAGAAGAUCCAUCACACAAUUUUGUGAUGUCUUGGUGCAAAAGCUAACCGUGGCUGGGAAAUAGGAAUGGAAGGCUUGUUUAUAGAUUCGGUGGACCUGCAGAGUGUUCAUGUCUACACUUCAUUUUUAACAUUAAUGCAGUGAUACUGGUACUUUGUGGCAAUUUAUAUCAGUUUAUGAAUCAAUUUCCAGAAUCACAUACUAAACAAGUAGUUAACAUUUUUAUUUUAUUACUAAUAUUGUUAUAUAUGUCCAGUAAAGUCUUAGGAAGCAUUUCAGGAUUUCUGACUCAUUCACCAGCACACCUCAAUUGAUCUCAGAAUAAAAUUCAUUUCAUUAUAAUGUAAUCUUGUAAUAUAUUAAACUACUAUGUAAUAUGAUCCUAUUGGUUUGCUAGUGUUUUUUCUUUUCA
Daucus carota subsp. sativus is the source of this 3435-nucleotide messenger RNA. RefSeq names its product leucine--tRNA ligase, chloroplastic/mitochondrial. Gene Ontology annotation, biological process: leucyl-tRNA aminoacylation. Bases 75 to 2942 code for a protein of 955 amino acids. Lineage: Eukaryota; Viridiplantae; Streptophyta; Magnoliopsida; Apiales; Apiaceae. The record is from RefSeq and is a predicted model, not a curated record. Gene Ontology annotation, cellular component: cytosol. Gene Ontology annotation, molecular function: aminoacyl-tRNA deacylase activity; leucine-tRNA ligase activity; ATP binding. The transcript has 21 exons.